UGUACUGGUUCAAUGGAGGCACCCACGGAGCUGCAGGUCAACAUUUCCCUCGGCCGCAAGAAGACACCCCUUCUUCGCUCUCUGAAACUACCGCUCAGCUUUUCAUUCCCGCCCUCGCCUCCACCAACCGUUCGCGACGUCAAACGCGCUAUCCAGAGAACAUAUCCCGCACUCUACUUCGAACGUCAGAAGCUCUCACUUCAGGAAGCGUCAAAAGCCCUUGCAGACGAAUCAGUGUUGCUUUUCGACCCGGCUGGCAAAGCUGAACUUGUGGUGGGGGAUCUCGGAGCACAAGUUAGCUGGCGCACGGUUUUCGUCAUAGAAUAUCUUGGUCCACUCAUUGUCCACCCGCUCAUCUAUCAUUUCCCUCGACUAUUUUAUGGAAGUCAAGUACAGCACAGCGCUUUGCAGAAAUCCGUCUAUGCUAUGGUACUCCUUCACUUCGUAAAGCGGGAGCUGGAGACACUGUUUGUCCAUAGAUUUUCUCAUGCGACGAUGCCUUUCCGAAACAUCUUCAAAAACUCAGCUCAUUAUUACUUCUUGUCUGGCUUAUUCCUUGCAUAUGACCUGUACCGCCCAGGAUACUCGCAGGCUGCUGUCGCCGGAACAUGGCGCGACGGUCCCUUACUGCAAGCUGGCUGGGUACUCUUCAUUUUUUCUGAACUCUCCAACUUGAGCGCACAUCUCACCCUUCGAUCUCUCCGUCCUGCUGGUACCACAACGCGCGCUGUUCCAUUUGGCUAUGGUUUCUCCGCACCAUUCAACCUCACCUCGCCCAAUUACUUCUUCGAGAUUCUCGCAUGGUGCUCAGUGCUCCUCAUCAGCGGCAGUGCUGCCUGCGCUCUUUUCACUGCUGUGAGUUUCGGCCAGAUGCUGAUUUGGGCACAGAAAAAGCAUAGCGCAUAUAAGAAGGAGUUUGGUGACAAAUAUCCUCGUCGUCGGAAGGCGAUUAUUCCAUACAUAUUGUAA
Messenger RNA from Mycena indigotica, 969 nucleotides. RefSeq names its product S5A-REDUCTASE domain-containing protein. The coding region runs from base 13 to 969 and encodes 318 amino acids. Gene Ontology annotation, biological process: very long-chain fatty acid biosynthetic process. Gene Ontology annotation, molecular function: oxidoreductase activity, acting on the CH-CH group of donors. The record is from RefSeq and is a predicted model, not a curated record. Lineage: Eukaryota; Fungi; Basidiomycota; Agaricomycetes; Agaricales; Mycenaceae. The transcript is spliced from 8 exons.